Messenger RNA from Histoplasma capsulatum G186AR, 1235 nucleotides. RefSeq lists its product as uncharacterized. Bases 201 to 812 code for a protein of 203 amino acids. Gene Ontology annotation, cellular component: outer membrane. The record is from RefSeq and is a predicted model, not a curated record. The transcript is spliced from 2 exons. NCBI's taxonomy places the organism in Eukaryota, Fungi, Ascomycota, Eurotiomycetes, Onygenales, Ajellomycetaceae.
AAACCCACUCUUUGCCUGCUAUCCUUGCGAUAACCCACAUAGAAAGCCUCGUUCCUUGUGUCGAUAAUCUUUCUCCCGCCCCUUUCCCUCUUGAUCAUCCGCUGGUAAUCGUCUGAUCAACCAUCUUCCAAUAUUCCGCCAUCCAACCUCUAAACCAACACUCUCGACCCAUCAUCAUCAACACCAUCAACACCAUCAUCAUGUCUGGUCCUUACGAUAACCAGAAUAAUCCAAACUACUACGGCCAGGGAGGCUACCCCCCUCAGCAAGGCUACGGCCAAGCCCCACCUGACCAGUAUAACCAAGGCCAAUAUCCCCCGCAACAAGGCUACGGCCAGCCUGCAUAUGGCCAGCAGCACCCCCCGCAGCAGCAUGGCAACGAACAGCAGGGCUACUACGGUCAACACCAACAGCAACAGCCGUACGAUCCCAACCAGCAAGGUUAUCCACAGCAGCCACACCAACAGCCCCAAUACGACAAUCAAGGCGUAGCACAACAGCAUCAACAACAAGCUGGUGCCCCAGGUGGUGCGCAGGAUGGUGAGCGUGGCCUGGGCGGUGCCCUGACUGGCGGUCUCGCAGGGGGCUUUAUGGGCCACCAGGCCAACCACGGCAUCCUUGGCACAAUCGGAGGAGCGAUCCUGGGAAGCAUUGCUGAGGACAAGCUCAAGGACAAUAAGAAGCACAAGCACAGCAAUAGCGGUGGACACCACAGCCAUGGAGGAAGCCAUCACGGCGGCAGCCAGUAUGGCGGCGGGGGUUCUUCGAACUUCCUUGGGUCUGCGGCUGGGUCGCUUUUCGGGAAGAAGUGAGCAGGCUAUUGAUAUGUGAAUUGUGAAUUCCUGUGGAUGUCCCUUAGAUAGAAGGUGGUUGUGGUCUGUCGUUCGAUAUGUUGUACCGCAUAUCUUCAAAUUUGUUGUUGAUUUUCGUCCUGUUGGCACGUUCCCCGACUAUAUUCGCAACGUUUUCCUCUGUCUUCUUCUUCUCUUCUUCUUCUUCUUCCUCCUUCCCCUUUCCGUCGCUUUCAUUUUGUAUUCUUGUCACUUGCCGGCUGUUUCACUGUAUGAACUUACCGGAUAUGAUGGCUGUACGACAAUAAUGACUCUCCAUCUUCGUUAUUUUCUACCUGAAGAAUUUCGAUCCUCCGGCUACUAGUAUCUGCUGUAUUUGCUAAAUUUUAGUUUUGACGAAUCACCGACGAUUUUCAUAAAUAAAAUUGAAUAUUCAUCGUUGUU